CCUUCCCUUGUCAAAUUACCUUUUUCUCUCUCCACACAUAUACUUCUACACCCUUUCUUCUUCUUUUUUUUCUUUCCCCAAUUCCCAGAUAUGUUCUCUACUGAGCUAUAGAGGGCUGCAGCUUCGGCUGCAUCUUUGUCACUAAUUUCCGUGGCAAAGGCCAAUCUCGAUCACGGUGCAUCCACUAUCUUCACCGCCCGACCAGCGCCCCGCUAUGCCUCACAAACAGAAGAAGAAUUUCAGCAAUGCCCCCAAGCACGGCUCUCCCCGAGCGGAGAAAAAGCAGCAGCAGCCGCAGCAGCAGCUACUCCGUCCAGACUCGCCGUCUUUCUCGCCGCCGGUAGUUGCCCCCACCAAUUAUCAGGAGAUCCACCAGAAUGAAGUCGAAGCAUUGCGCUCCAUCUACGGUGAUGACUUUGAAGAGGUCCAGCACAGGCGCUCUGCCUGGCAGCAAUCGUCCGAGGUCGCGUUCAAGCUUCAUCUGCGAGCCUCGUCGAACCCUGACGUCCACCUGGUAUUGCUCGUCGAGCUGCCCACCACCUAUCCCAAGACCUACCCCAACCUAUCACUGGAAAACUUAGACGAUCUCCGAAAAGGCGCUCGAUCGAGAAUUCAAGACAUUAUACAGAAUAAGCCGAAGACCCUUCUCGGCUCUGAAAUGAUAUACGAACUGGCGGUGUCCAUUCAAGACGUCUUGGAAGAUGUGGCUGAGGCUCAAGCUCAAGACAAGGAUCUUCCGAGCUUAGAGGAGGAGCGAAUGGAACAGGAAGCCGCCGCAAACCAGCGAGCCGAGCUAGAGCGACAAGAGGAGCUCCGGAAACAGGAGGCAGCCACAGCAGAAGAAGAGCGUGCCCUCCAGCAGCUCUUGGAGGACAAGGUCCGAGAGCGGGCCAAGGCACGAUUGUCCCGACGUAAAAGUCGCACUCCUGGGUUGGAUGCGAAUGGGGACACUGAUGCUGUGGAGAACAUCCCCGGGGCGAUUACCUUCGACCCUCCGUUAGCUAUGACGGAUACGGACCAGGCCACCCUGGUCUUCCGCGCGGUGUACGGCAAAUCGCUUCUCCAGAUCGGACCAGGAAAGGAGACAUAUACCGUGAGACCGGUCGUCUCCGACAACCGGUCCCAUGCGCCUUUGCUGGUUCUGAGGGAAAUCUCUCUGGAGGAGAAGGGAGUCGAGCCCCUUCUGUUCCGAGAGAAGAUGCGCUCGAGCGAGGACAGGCUGGAAGGCCUGAAGAAAUUACGGCAUCCCAACCUGGUGGAUUUUGUUGGGUUCAAAAUAACCCGACCUAUGAGCAUGCAGGACAGUCAGGAUAGCAUCUGGACUGUCUAUGCUCUCCAGGAGUAUUCGAACAAGGGAACAUUGGCCGAGUUCUUGGAUAUUGUCGGGACCGUUCCUGUGGAAGUACUCCGCAGCUGGACAAUCCAGCUGCUGGAAGCCUUGGAGUUCUACCAUCGUAGUGGUUUUGUUCAUGGCAAUAUUCAUUGUGGUCGCAUCCUAUUGUUCAGAACUCGUACCGGUGGGACCAUCGUGAAACUGCGGGCUGGCAUUGAAGAGGCACUUCCUGAUUCACCGGCUAGCAAACGGUUGCUCACAACGUCAAAAUCACCGUUCUGGAUGCCCCCUGAAUUAACACACGGGACCGCACCGUUGACCAUGAAGACGGACGUCUGGGACCUGGGUAUCGUCUUCCUUCAGAUGGGAUUCGGAACGGAUGUGCUUCAGCGUUAUACUUCAGCAAAUGCGCUGAUGGGCACGCUCGGGCUAUCGACUGCUUUGCAGGAUCUACUGCAUGAAUUCUUCAGGCCCGAUCCGAAGAAGCGGCCGACUGCUUUCCAACUACAGCCUUCGGAAUUCUUCCGUGUGGACACUCCCUUGAUUGCUCGUACCAGUGCCUCGAACUCAAUCUCUCUACCGAGGCGUCCACGUCUUGAUUCCCUUAAUGGCUUGCCUGCCUUCUCGCGGUACAACCAGGAUUUCGAUGAAGCUGGGCGGUUAGGAAAAGGAGGUUUUGGGCAGGUGGUGAAGGCAAGGAAUAAGCUCGAUGGUCGCUUUUACGCGGUCAAGAAGAUUACUCAGAAGUCUACCGCGGCCCUGAAAGACACACUAUCGGAGAUUAUGCUCCUGUCCCGGCUUAAUCAUCCUUACGUAGUACGUUAUUAUACUGCGUGGAUCGAGGAGGAUUAUGAUUACGUAGACGAGGAAGCCAUCUCUUCCACGGAGAGUGACGUCUUUGCUAGUCGGGACACGCAUGCCUAUGAUUAUAGUACCGGCGGGCUUGACUUUAUAAGCUCGAGCGGCUAUCCUAAGAUUGAGUUUGGCUCCGACAGUGACGAGGAUAACGAUGGAACUCUGUCCAAUGGAGAUAAAGGCGACACGCCCUCGACGUUUGAGACGGAGAGUGCCACAGGCAAGGAGCUUAGUCGGGUGCGGUCAGGCUCCCAGGGCAGGCCCGUACUUACCACGCUCUUCAUCCAGAUGGAGUAUUGCGAAAAACAUACCCUUCGCGAUCUGAUAAGAAAUGGUCUGUACGAUGAUGUUGACCGGUCCUGGCGCUUGUUCCGGCAGAUCCUGGACGGACUGAGCCAUAUCCACGGCCAUGGAAUUAUUCAUCGGGAUCUCAAGCCAGACAAUAUCUUCAUCGACGUGGCGAAUAAUCCCCGUAUUGGAGAUUUUGGUCUCGCUACCAGUGGCCAGUUCACGACAGCCGUGCGCUCUUCUACCACUGCCGAUUUUGAAGGCAACUUUACUCGCAGUCUGGGCACGACCUACUAUGUUGCCCCCGAGAUGAAGUCGGGCAUCACCGGCAACUACAAUGAAAAAGUUGAUAUGUAUUCUCUCGGUGUGAUCUUCUUUGAGAUGUGUCAUGCCUUAUCCACAGGCAUGGAGCGCGAUCAAACAUUGCGAGCUAUACGCGAACCGAACCAUACCCUGCCGUCUACAUUCCAGUACACGGAUAAGGUAGUCCAGGGCAGGAUCAUUAAUUCGUUGUUGAGCCAUAACCCGAGCGAGAGGCCUACAGCCUCGGAUCUUCUCCAUAGCGGAAAGAUUCCUCUGCAGGUCGAAGAAGAAACCUUCAGGCGCGCGAUCAUGCACCUACUAUCUGAUCCAAACUCUCCCGACUAUAAGAAGAUUUUAUCCGGCAUCUUCUCUCAAUCACCCAAGAAGUUUGAAGACAUCGCCUGGGAUAUGGACUCUCGCGGUACACCGGGCGCCACCGAGUUGCUGAUUCAAGGUCUUGUCAAAGAGAAGCUGACGUCGAUCUUCCGCCGCCAUGGGGCUGUUGAAACCCAGAGGCAGAUGCUGUUCCCCAGAUCUCAGCACUACAAUAACGGCGCUGUGAGACUGCUUGACUCCUCCGGCAACUUACUUCAACUGCCAUUUGAUCUCACCCUGCCCAAUGCGCGUGCUAUUCCACGACAAGAUACUUCACUGGAGAAAACAUUCGCUUUUGGUACCGUCUACAGGGAAUUGCCUCAUGGAGGCGAGCCCAGGACUCAUAAGGAGGUAGACUUUGAUAUUGUGUCACACAACACUUUGGAUCUGGCUUUGAAAGAAGCCGAGGUAAUCAAGGUGCUGGAUGAGAUUAUCGAAGAAUUUCCUCCUCUGAGAUCUUCUCCUAUGUGCUUUGUUAUCAAUCAUUCGGACCUGCUUCAGAUCAUUAUGGAGUUCUGCCGAAUCACGCCAUCUCAGAUCCCUCGUGUCAAGGAGGUCAUCAGCAAGCUGAACGUAGGAAAAUGGACGAUGCAGAAGAUUCGAAGUGAGCUUCGCUCCCCGGCUAUCGGAGUUGCCUCGACCUCGCUGGAUGACCUGGCACGGUUCGACUUCAGAGACUCUCCAAAGCAGGUUCAGAAACGACUGCGGGCUAUAAUGCAGGGUACGAUAUUUGCUGAGCGAUUGGCACCGAUUUUUGCUCGCAUCAAUCUGCUCGUGGCUUAUCUGCAGAACUUUGAUGUCAAGCGGAAGGUUUACAUGAACCCUCUCGGGAGUCUUAACGACAAGUUCUUCCGAGGCAGUAUUCUUUUCCAGUGUGUCUUUGACAGUAAGCGGCGUGAUGUAUUCGCGGCUGGCGGACGGUAUGAUUCGCUGGUUCAAGAGUUCCGGCCCAAGGUCUUGGCCAGUCGUUCUCAAACUCAUGCUGUGGGAUUCAACUUGAGCUGGGAUCGCCUCAGCUCGGCUAUGUCGGAGUACCUUGGAACACCUACUAAAACCCCAGCGAAGAGCUUUGAUAUGGAGACUGGGGCUUUCUGGAAGACACGUAGAUGCGAUGUUCUUGUAGCGAGUUUCGAUCCCACAGUGUUGCGUACCAUGGGCAUCAAAAUUGUCCAGGACCUAUGGCUCAAUGACGUCAGUGCAGAGCUGGCUGUGGAUGCUUCCUCGCUGGAAGAACUCCUGAACAAGUACAGGGAAGACAGCCAUGGCUGGAUUGUGAUUGCAAAGCAAGACAGUCAGGAGAGGGGUUUCAAGGUCAAGAGUCUCUCUCCAAGAGAAGAGUUCGAUAUCCGAGGCUCUGAACUCAUUCCUUGGCUGCGGAACGAGAUACGUGCGCGCUACCAGCGAGAGGGUGCAGCAGACCCCUUACGGCAGUCUCGUCUGCCCAGCCAAGCAGACCCAGGACCUUCCUUCAAUGAGCGAUUCAGCGACGUCCGCAUUCUUGUACCCCAGCAUCGAAGCAAGAAGUCCAACCGCAGGAAUAUUGUUGAGACAGCAUUAUUCCGAUCCCGCGAGGUGGUCGAGGAUGCCCUGAACGGGCCAGUUGCCGCCAUAGAUACUCGCGAUGAGCUGCUAGAAGCCAUCAGGAACACCCGCCUCUCCGACCCUGAAAGCUGGCGCACAGUCAUCCAGAACGCGCCCUUGACAGAACGAAAGUACCUCACGCAGGUCCAUGAAUUGCUACUAGACCUUGCGACCGAAAGUCGUGUAGAUGGGAUGGAGAGUUUCAGCAAUGCUUUCAUAUACAACUACCGCACAGGGUCAUGCAUAUACUACGACCUUGGAAGCGCAGCCGACAGAUGAAAUGAUGUGUGAUGUUACGUGUUAUGUGUCUCUUAUUGUAUCUGCUGUUGAUUGAAUCUCCUCUUCGAAUAUACCCACAAUUAUGCCAUGCAAACAAGCGUUGAAAUUAGCCAUUCCAUAGAAUCCAAACGAUG
Aspergillus costaricaensis CBS 115574 is the source of this 5148-nucleotide messenger RNA. It is a transcript of the gene cpcC, whose product is annotated as putative protein kinase (Gcn2). The coding region runs from base 215 to 5014 and encodes 1599 amino acids. Lineage: Eukaryota; Fungi; Ascomycota; Eurotiomycetes; Eurotiales; Aspergillaceae. Gene Ontology annotation, molecular function: eukaryotic translation initiation factor 2alpha kinase activity; ATP binding; protein binding. The record is from RefSeq and is a predicted model, not a curated record. Gene Ontology annotation, biological process: DNA damage checkpoint signaling; regulation of translational initiation by eIF2 alpha phosphorylation. The transcript has 6 exons.